Mauremys reevesii (Reeves's turtle) is the source of this 5150-nucleotide messenger RNA. RefSeq names its product ankyrin repeat domain 35 (gene ANKRD35). The coding region runs from base 207 to 3578 and encodes 1123 amino acids. Lineage: Eukaryota; Metazoa; Chordata; Testudines; Geoemydidae. The record is from RefSeq and is a predicted model, not a curated record. The transcript is spliced from 15 exons. Gene Ontology annotation, molecular function: actin binding.
GCAAUAAAGUACCUGGCAGUCCCGGGUGACGAAGGAGGCCUGCAAGAACUUCGAGCACACAAAGCCCCAAGUUUAUGAGGGCUACGGCCGAGCAGAGCACCUCAGACCCGAUCCCAAGCGUCUCGGCUCCCUGAAGACCCUGGACGUGACAGAGCACCUAGGACCAAAGCCUUGCAGUGGCGUAGUAGCUGUGUUGGUUGCAGGAUAUGAGAGACACGCGGCAGGUCGCGGUCGAGAGCUGGAACAAACACGACCAGAAGCUUUUCGAAGCCGUCGAGAAGGGGGACGUGGGCCGAGUUUCCGUCCUGGCUUCCAGAAAGACCGCGAGACCCACCAAGCUCAAUGCCCUGGGCCAAUCUGCGUUCCAUCUGGCAGCUUCCAAAGGGCUCACCGAAUGCCUGACCAUCCUGCUGUCCCAUGGGGCGGAAGUCAAUGAGAAGAAUGAUGACGGUACGGGCAGCACGGCGUUGCACCUGGCCACCAUCGCCUGCCAGCCCCAGUGCGUGAAGGUUCUGCUGCAGCACGGUGCCAACGAGGACUGCGUGGAUGGGGAGAACCGCACCCCCCUACACUGGGCCGCCUCCUCGGGGUGUGCAUCCAGCGUCCUGCUCCUGUGCGACCAGGAGGCCUUCCUGGAUGUCACCGAUAACAACGGACGCACGCCCCUGAUGAUAGCGGCCAUGGGGAACCAUCCCGCCAUCUGCUGCCAGCUGCUCCAGAGAGGGGCCAGCGGCGACCUCACAGACAAGGACCAGAAGACUGCUCUGAUCCUGGCCUGCGAGAGCUCCAGUGUGGAGUCGGCCGAGUUGCUGCUGCGCAGCGGGGUGGAUCUCAGCCUGGCGGACAGGACGGGCCAUGACGCCCUGCACUACGCCCUGCAGUCCCAGAGCCGCCCGCUGAGGAGGCUGCUGCGCAGCGCCCUGAAGAAGAGGAAGAGAAGAGAGCACGGACCCAGCCGUCAAACAGGAGCCACUGCACAGGUGACCGCCGAGCCACCGGAGCACAGCAUCAGCAGCACAACCUUGCAGAGCGAGGGAGGCGGAGACACCGACGGGGAUGAAGAGGAUCUCGACGCCGAGGAGUGGAGGUGUCGGUACGAAGACGAGCAGACGAAGGUCCUGCAGCUGGAGGAGCAGCUGGUGAUGAAGGCGAAGGAGUGUGAUGCCCUGGCGGAGGGGUGCAAGGUGAUGAAGGAGAGGAUUUGGGAACAGGUGCAGGAGAUAAGCCAGCUGUUGCCGGAGAGGGCAGAUGAGGGCAGGCGGGUGUUGAGCCGCCGGUACAGCCGGGACACCACGGAAGAGGACUAUUACCUGAACCUUUUGGCUGAACAAGUGCAAGAGCUGAAGAAGAGACAGCAAGAGGCAGGGAGAGGAGGAAGCCAGAACGUAGCAGUGAAGGAAGAGAGGAUACAGUGGCCGGGGGAGGAGGAAGAAGAGGAGAAGAGACACCAUCAGGAGGAGUUGAUGCGGCUCCAGGCCGAAGUGGCCACGGCGCUGGAGGGGAAGGAGAGCGCGACGAAGAGGGUGGUGGAGAUCGAAGGCCAUCUGGAGAACAUGAGGGCGGUGAUCGCCGUCUACGAGGCCAAGAAGCGGGCCCACAGUGAGGCACUGGAGCAGCUCCAGGCUCGUGUUGCUGAGCUCGACGGCGACAACCAACGGCUACGUGGGCUGCUGGGAAAGCAGCAAGGAGAAAGCCAGAAGGCAGGAAGGCAGGAAGUGGAUCAGAGAAGGCCCAGAGCCGCUCUCUGUGCUGAGCUAGGCCAGUUCCUGUCAUGGAUGAGGGAGGCGGCUGCCAGAGCACAGGAGGAGAAGGCCGCGGUCCUCGCUGAAAAUGAGGCUCUGAAGAGGGAGGCAGAGGAGGCCCUCGGGGGCAAAUUUCACCUCGAGUCGGUGCCAUCAGAAGCCAUCAGGAAGAGCAUGGCCUCUUGGGAGAAGAUGGUGAUGGGCUUAGAACAUGCUCUGGCCAAGAUGGAUGAAGCCAACUCCAGCUUCCUGGAGAAAGCCAGGCCUCUUCAGGAAGCCAUCGCAAUCCCUCAGAGCAAGCAGGAGUCAGGGGUCUUGGUAAACGGCAUGGUGGCUUCCCAGCUCCAGGAGCUCAGAAAUGGCCUGGAGCAGCAUGAGGAGGAAAGCAAUGUCUUUAGAGAUGAGGCUGAGUCUCCACUGAGACAACCUCAAUCCCUGGAGGAGCUGGAGAAGGGCAGGAUGGAAAAGAACCAACUCCAAGAUGGCCCCCAUGGGCAACUCAGACCUAGGCUGAGGAAUGAUUCUGUGGAAACCAAGGGCCAGGCCAGGAGGAGAAGCUCUGACCUAGAGAAAGAGGUGUCGGACCUCAGACAGAACAAUGGCAGCCUCAUGAACGAGUUGGCCCAGCUGGGCCAGGAGAGGGAGAAGCUGCAGGAUGAGCUCCAGCGCCUCUGGCAGCACCAGAAGGAGGGGUCUCCCCAAGGAGAGGCGCAGGGCCUGGUGGAGGAGCUGAGGCAGAGAGUGGCCACCUUGUCCCGGGAGCUGUCAGCUGAGAAGGAAGAGACCAAGAAGCUGAGACUAAGGCUAGAGACUCAGAAGAGGGAGAUGGUGGUGCUGAGGGACAGCUUCCUCAAGCAGAUGAUGGGAGAGGCCAACAGCGUGGGAAGCCAGAGCCUCAGCACCUGCAUCUUGGAGGAGCUGCACUGGAAACUGGACAACCUGGUGAAGAAGCAUAACGAGGCCCUGCAGCUGGUGUCGGAGAUAGAAGAGGAGAGCCAGGUGCUUGGGGGCGACCAGGGUCCCGCCGUGCAGUGUGAGGCUAUCGAUGCCUCCGUGGAGGGCGAGAAAAGCCCUCAAAGCCACAGUGUCCAGGCCCUCGGUCAGGAAGCGUCCGAGACUUUGGAGAUCGUUGGCGGAGAGCUGGUGCUUGAACCCUGGCGUUGGGUGAAUGAGCUGGAGAGAGAUCUGUGGGAGCUGAAGGAGGAGCUAGAGGCAGCUCAGGCCACCCUGGGCGGUGAAAGCCACGACGUGACCAAGCUGAAGCAGAUGCUCGACCGACUGCCUGUGAAGGUGGCAGAGUUGUGCUCGGAGGAGGAGGAGACCCUGCGGAUGCAUGAGAAGGCCUGGAGCUCCCUGGCGCUCCAGACUCAGGCUCUGGAAGAGGAGCUGCGAGCCCUUCAGGAGAAGCAUGAGGAGGUGAGGGGGAAGUCCGCCCAGCGAGAGGAGGCCCUGGCCGCAGAGAAGCAUAAGAACAAGGACCUGCUGGCCAAGAUGGCGGAGCAGGAGAAGGAAGCAGGAGAGCUGAGGGGGAAGUUGGAGCAGCUGGAGAGAACCAUCCAGAAGCUGAACAAGAAGGUGGAGGAGCUCUCCAGGACCUGCCAGGACAAAGAAGGGAAGAUUAAAAAGCUGCUGAAGGAGACGGAGAAGCUUUCGGCAGAGAUCCUGGCCCUCCGCAGCGAGAGUGCUCGUCUCCAGCUGCAGUCAGAGGUUAAGGAAAAAAAUCACCAGGAGAUUGUUACUAUCUACAGAACCCACCUGCUCAAUGCAGCCCAGGGGUUCAUGGAUGAAGAAGUUCACUCGAUGCUGCUCCGAAUCCUGAGGGCGAAGGACGAAUGAGCUUUGCCCCCCUCUUCCCGGGAACUAGGAUCUGUCUUCUGUGCAAGAACAUUCCAGGUAACAACCAGGAGACUGGAGGGCCAAGGCCACACCUUUCCAGCAGCGAGGAUAGCGCUCGAGGAACCAGCUGACGCAUCACUGGGACCACGUCUGCCACCCCACCGAGCCAGAGACCCAUCCUCCAAGGAUGUCAACGCAAGAUGAUCACCUCUGCAAUAGCUUUGGUGGUUUUCCCCCCUCCCAACCUGCCUCUUCCCGGUCUCCACGUGCUGCUGGCUGAGCACUGGGGCUUUAUUUCAAAUAGCCCCAGAGAUUUGAAAUCAUUUACCUUUGAAAGAUGGGCCGCGGGGCAAGCGUCGCUUGUAACAAACAAGGCGCUGCAGCUGCUAGACGCAGUGACUCGAUCAGCCUCUCGCACGCCUGGAUACAGGACUAGAACCCAGGCCGUUUUGCGCCACAGUCCCCGCCCUCUACCACUUGCGCUAAAGGACAGCUCCCUUCCCUGCUUGUAGAGGUCGUUUCCUUAUCUUCUCUGAGGGCACAGCUAGCUGAGAGCAACAGGAAAGCAUGCACCGAGUAAACUCUACGUCAGCCUCCCUCUCGCUGCAACUGCAGACUGACGAGGCAGCCAAAGUGUUUGGACUUUGGUAGCACCUAGGAGCCCCCAGCAUGGAGCAGGAUCCCAGGGUGCUAGGGGCUGUACAACCACAAAACAAAAUGACGGUCAACCAGGGUUCCUUUUCCUGCCUCACCUUUCCACCACGGGGCUGUUUCUGUUCAUCGGGUGAGCAAGGUAGUGGGGUUUGCCCUUCAGACCAGGUUGCUGCAGGAGCGAAUCAGGCUGAGUUGGCCAUCGGAUACGUUGCAGCAGUGCUGAACUCUCCAAUUCAGAGGUGGGGGCAACUGAGACAUCCGUCCUCGUUCUUUGCUUCCUGCUGGAUCAGGACACAGUCUGAUCCUGCUCCCAUUGGAGUGAGUGGCCAAAAUCCAAUUGAUUUCCAAGGCACGGGAUCAGGCCUCUAAAAAGUAGACAGCUCCUUGGUGUGCCUCUCUUACAUCAGAGGCUCUGGCUGGUUGGCUUUGCCCUUGCCUCGGUCCUGAGUCUGUUUGGCUGUGGAAAGAAAAUGACCUGCUUCCAGAUGUUUAUUCUGGAACCAGGCUUUGGUGCAAGGCCAGAUCCUUGUGGCUAUCUGAGCAGUGCUGGGAGGAGCGGAGCACCGGGGGGAAUGAAAGCGCUGAGAUCAGCAAACAGAGGGAAGGGGUUUCCACUGAGCUAGGAGCUGAGAGACUCUUGUGGGCCUAGAAUUUUGUCACAUGGUCUCAGCCUUGCCACCUGAAAAAGACACUAGCAUAGGCAGUGUUGUCUAGUGGGUAGGGGACGCGACAGAAGACCUGGGUUCUAGUCUUGACCCUACUGCGUAGCCUUGGGCAAAUCCAUGUUGCUGCUCCGUGCCUCAGUUUCCCUUCCCAGACUUUGUCUAUUUAGAUUGUAAAUUCUUGGGGCGGGGAUUGUUUCUUAGGGUGUGUUUGUAGCGUGGCCGCCCUCCUCUGGGUUGGGGCCCAAGGUGCUGC